AUGUCAAGGAAAGAUUUCAUUACUCGUGUGCUUUAUUUGACUCCGACGGCGGGCUUGUGGCAAAUGCGCUACAUCUACAGGUUCAUCUCGGCAGUAUGUCCACCUGCGCAGUCGAAAAUAUGGGCUGGAAAACUCAAGCAGGGUGAUGUUAUAUUCAGCAACCAUCCUGAAUUUGGCGGAACUCAUCUGCCAGACAUUAAUGUCAUUACACCAGCUUUCAAUGGCAAUAACAUAAUAUUUUACGUUGCAUCCAGGGCGCAUCAUGCACUCCCGGGUUCCAUGCCCCCUCAUUCGAAAGAGCUAUUCCAAGAAGGUGCGGCGAUCAAGUCAGAAAAGCUGGUUUCUGGAGGUAUAUUCAACGAAGAACUCGUUACCCACCUCUUAUAUCACCAACCUGCACAAUAUCCUGGAUGCAGCUGCACAAAAUGUCUUGCAAAUAAUAUAAACGACUUAAAAGCUCAAAUUGCCGCAAAUCAGAAAAGAAUCAACCAUAUAUCGAUGUUGAUCAAAGAAUAUGGGAAAGGUACUGCUCAAUUCUACAUGAAUAACAUCCAAGACAACGCGGAACUUAGCGUAAGGCGUCUCUUGAAGGCAGAUCUUGUGGCUGUCGACUACAGGGAUGAUGGAAGCCCAGUUCGUCUGAAGAUAUCCAUCGAUGCAGAGAAGGGUGAAGCAAUUUUCGAUUUUGAAGGCACCAGCUCUGAAGUCUAUGGGAAUAUCAAUGCACCGGAAGCUAUUACUUACUCUGCCAUUAUUUGCUGCUUACGGUGUCUAAUAUCUGAAGAUAUUCCAUUAAACCAAGGGUGUCUCAAGCCCAUCAAUGUGCGAAUCCCAAAAAAUAGUUUUCUUUCCCCAUCUGAUAAAGCAGCAGUUGUUGGUGGUAACGUUUUAACAAGUCAGAGAGUGACCGACGUGAUUUUAAAAUGCUUCCAAACUUGCGCUGCUUCCCAGGGGCGGGAAUGUUUCAGGAGAAAAGAAACCAAAGGAUUUGGGUAUUAUGAAACAAUCGCUGGUGGGAGUAGUGCUGGCCCAGACUGGGAAGGGACCUCAGGAGUCCACACCCAUAUGACUAACACUCAAAUUACGGAUUCUGAAGUGUUUGAACGAAGGCAUCCCGUAUUAAUAAGAGAGUUCUGUUUGAGACCGGGGUCUGGUGGGAACGGUCAGCACCGGGGUGGAGAUGGCGUGAUCCGGGACAUCGACUUUCGAAUUCCAGUACAAGUAUCCAUUCUCUCAGAGCGCAGGGUGUACCACCCACAUGGUUUAAAUGGAGGCGGGGAUGGCCAAUGUGUACUGAACAUUUGGAUGAGGAGGACACCAAUACGAGGGCAGCCAGGCAAAUGGAACGUCAAGGAAAUAAACCCGGGAGCGAAGAAUACUGCGAAGAUAUAUCCUGGAGACCGCAUAGUUGUAAAAACCCUUGGGAGAGACACAGGAGACGAGCGCAUGAUCUUAAAAUGGUUACUUGCAAAGCGGCACUCGGGUGAUGAUCACCUUGAACCCAAUCAGUUGGUUGAUACUGUAUCAGUUGGAAAAACAGAGCAUAGUUAG
Messenger RNA from Histoplasma capsulatum G186AR, 1551 nucleotides. RefSeq names its product 5-oxoprolinase. Gene Ontology annotation, biological process: glutathione metabolic process. Gene Ontology annotation, molecular function: 5-oxoprolinase (ATP-hydrolyzing) activity. The transcript has 7 exons. The record is from RefSeq and is a predicted model, not a curated record. Bases 1 to 1551 code for a protein of 516 amino acids. Gene Ontology annotation, cellular component: cytosol. NCBI's taxonomy places the organism in Eukaryota, Fungi, Ascomycota, Eurotiomycetes, Onygenales, Ajellomycetaceae.